AUGGCCGCUCUGGCAAGGGGUCGAGACGCUCUGCGAAAAGUGGAAUUCGGGUGGUUACAAUUGGGAAGACCUGCAGCUGCGUUGUCCACUAGACGACAGUGUUACGCAACCAAUGCCAAGACCGCUGUUCCAUCUAAAAGAUAUGCUACGACUGACCAACUUAGCGAACGUAUGAAAGACACGGCGGAGACUCUGAUCAUCGGCGGAGGAUGCCUUGGGUGUGGUCUUGUUUACCAUUUAGCAAAGGCUGGUAUGAAAGAUGUCGUCUUACUGGAAAAAACAGAACUAACAGCGGGAUCCACCUGGCACGCAGCUGGAUUAUCAACUUUUUACAGCGGUAUAGUUAACAUGAAAAAGAUUCAACAUGAAAGCAUUAAACUGUUCCAAACCUUGGAGAAGGAAACCGGUCAGCAAGUUGGUUUCCACGGACCGGGAACAAUUCGUCUGGCUAAAACACCACAGAGAGUUGACGAAUUUCGUUACCAGAUUCAAAGACACGGAUGGUAUUCAGAUAUUAUCAACCAGAGCAUUAUUACUCCAGAUGAAAUUAAAAAACUACAUCCACUAAUUGACACUGAUCAGAUACUGGCCGGUUUGUACAUGCAAGGAGACGGCCAUAUUGAUCCGUAUUCGUUGACACAAGCAUACGCCGCCGGGGCCCGCAAAUAUGGUGCUGAAAUCUACCAACGUCAGCCGGUCUUAGGAUUGAAGCAAUGCAGCGAUGGUACAUGGGAAGUGGAAACAAAACACGGAAUUAUCAAAGCGAACAGAGUAGUAAACGCUACGGGUUUAUGGUCGCACGAAUUCAGCAAACUGCAUGGCAACCAACUUCCCGUAAUGACAGUGCAACACCAAUAUAUUGUAACGACAACGGUACCAGAAAUCCAGGCGAGGAGCACGGAGCUUCCAGUAUUGAGAGAUAUGGACGAUUCGUAUUAUGUUCGACAAGAAAGAAGCGGGUUAUUGAUUGGCCCAUAUGAAGCAGAGCAUAAGAUGAAGCAACAGAAACAUUGGGUCGAAGGAGUACCUCCAGGAUUCGGCCGAGAGCUGUUUGAAAGCGAUUUAGACCGUAUUGAUAACCAUCUCGAAGCAGCAAUGAGCUUGAUGCCAGUAUUAAAGUCGGCAGAUAUUCAAACAGUGGUGUGCGGGCCAAUAGCUUUUACUCCAGAUUCUAUGGGAUUAGUUGGACCGUACCCAGGGUUGAAGAACUAUUGGUGUUUAUGUGCCGCUGCUGGUGGUAUUAUUUGGUCUGGUGGACUUGGCAAGUACCUGACACACUGGAUAAUGACUGGCGAGCAGCCGCAUGACCUAAUAGAACUCGAUCCAGUCAGAUAUGGGAAGUGGACAAGUAUGGACUACGUGGAAGCUAAGACGAGAGAAACAUACGGGAUGUAUAAUCAUAUCGUGUAUGCAAACGAUGAAAGAUUUGCCGGGCGACCAACGGAGAGGAUUUCUGGUGCGUACGGAAAGAUGAAAGAGAGAGGUGCACAGUUUGUUCACAAUACAGGAUGGGAGCAGCCAGGCUGGUUCGCGUUAUCUGGUGACGAGGCUGGAUACAAGCCAAGUUUUCGGCGUACAAACUGGUUUGAACCGGUUGGUCGUGAAUGCCGUAUGGUGACGGAAAAGGCGGGUGUCAUUGAUUUGUCUUCUGUUGGUAAAUUUGAAGUCAGAGGAAAAGACGCUUCCAAGAUAAUGGAAUAUCUCUGCGCCAGAAGCAUGCCUGAGGUAGGAAAGAGUGUUGUAGCACAUAUGUUAACAUCACGUGGUACAGUCCAUUCCGAGCUCACUAUAUGUAAAUUAAACGAUGUUCGUUAUUUUUGUAUCACGGGAGCUGCUUCUGAACUGUUUGAUAUUAGAUGGAUCGAGACGCACGCAGACAAAGGUGGCUUCGAUGUCAGUGUUCUGAAUGUCUCCGAUGACGGUGGGUGUUUAAGUAUCGCUGGUCCAAAAUCAAGAGAAAUUCUUCAAAAACUUACAACGACUGAUGUCAGUGAUGCUGCUCUCCUGCCAAUGGAUAACGUAACCAUGGAUAUAGCAGGUGUCGAAGUUCUGGUCAUCAGAGGAUCUUCCACUGGUGAAUUGGGAUAUGAGUUUUACCACGAUAAAAAGGACACACUAAAGUUGUACGAAGCGCUGUUAGAGGCUGGUGAACCCUAUGGUAUGGGUGAUUUCGGUUCUUACGCUUUGAAUUCCAUGAGAAUAGAAAGAGGCUAUAGAAGAUGGGGCAAUGAUAUGACAAUUGACUAUGACCCAUAUGAGACUGGUUUAGGACAGUACAUCGAUUUGAAUAAGAGUGCUGACUUCAUUGGAAAGGAAGCAUUGCUGAAGCUGAAAGAGAAAGGAACAAACCGAAAAUUGGCAUUAUUGUCAAUAGCGACCGAUAAUGUAGAUAGCGCCAAAUACGACACAGUUUGGUGCGACAAUAAAGUUGCUGGUUACGUCACAUCCGGUACUUACAGUUAUUCCACCAAUCAGAUUAUUGCGUAUGCAAACCUGCCACUGAACCUUGCGUCUGUUGGUUCUAAAGUUGAGGUGGAGUUAUUGGGCAAACAUUACCCCGCAACAGUUAUAGAAGAACCAAUUAUUAAAGAAAAGUCAGCAAGACUGUAGUAACACAGAAUUAUUGAAUAUUUUGGAAUGGUUUCAAGUGAUGCAACCGUGUCAAAAACAACGGAUGAAAUAUUAAUUACCACUUCGUUCGACGUGACUUUUGAUAAUUGGCGGUUGAGAACAGUAUAUUGGUGAAUGGCAAAUGUUUAAAAGCAGUAAACAAUUUGUCGAG
Saccoglossus kowalevskii is the source of this 2782-nucleotide messenger RNA. RefSeq names its product dimethylglycine dehydrogenase, mitochondrial-like. The record is from RefSeq and is a predicted model, not a curated record. NCBI's taxonomy places the organism in Eukaryota, Metazoa, Hemichordata, Enteropneusta, Harrimaniidae. Gene Ontology annotation, molecular function: protein binding. Gene Ontology annotation, cellular component: mitochondrion.